GAGACCGAGGUAGAUUACACCGGCGUUGCGAAGGCAUGGGAAAACAACCCCAUCAUCAGAUCUGCCUCUCUCAAGAACAAGACACUUCUUCAGUGGAUAAACAGAGAUGAAGUGGGUGUUGUGACCAUGAAGACUGUCAAGCUGAAUGUUCCAGUUUUGACCGAGCUCUUGAAAAUCUACCUCCCCCAGUGCCCUGACGCGAAGACCUGCAACAUUGAGCUUCUCAAGGAGCAAGUUGCCAAGUUCCGGGAGGAGCUCUGCCUUGAGGAACACCAGGGAACCGUGCACUGCGAGGGUGCGGCCCUGAAGAGCAUGGUGACCAUCAUCAACCGGCGCAACGACGGCUGCAAGCGGCGUGAUCGUCGACUCCGGGAGCUGUACGAUCUUGUGACGCAGUAUUGGGCCCCGAAGCCUCGCAAGACAAAGUCUAGAGCAGACGUGGACGAGGAAGAUGAUGAGGAAGAGGAAGACGGAGAGUCAGGAGAGGAGCCGACAGGAGAGGAGCUGGCAGGAGAGGAGCCAGAGGAAGAGGAGCCACAGCAAGAGGAAUAUCCUGGAAAGGAAGGAGCCCAAGAUGAGUUCAAAGGAAGUACGGUAGAGGAUCCGGACUUUACCAGCCCCAUCAACGACCUAAAGUUGAUUGCAAGCCUUGGCAUCCUUGCGGCCUCACCCAAUCCGCCCUCUGCGUAUUUACCUCGAGCAUCGUCGCCUAAGCCCCUUCCGCCCACAAAUGCUCCGAGUAUAGACGAGCAGCUGGCUGCUCUGGAGUCACCCGUCUGCAAUCUGCCCGAGGUCUUGCAUUCCGGAUUUCAGGUUCGGUGUUGUAGAUGUGGGGCCUCUAAUGUACCAAGGAUCCAAGCUUGUAGCUUCGAUUGUUAG
Molecule: messenger RNA, 879 nt
Organism: Symbiodinium sp. CCMP2592
Lineage: Eukaryota; Dinophyceae; Suessiales; Symbiodiniaceae
Source: the annotation of a GenBank genome assembly